AUGAUGGGCGGAAAAGAAAACUGUUGUUGUGACAUUAACUGUUCAAAAAUCACAGAGCAUCCUGGAUUUGAGCCUGUGUGUCUGAACCAGUGUGUACUGGAAACAGCAUAUUACCAGUACAGACAGCAGUAUGGAGAGAUUCAAGUGACAACUGAAGAGAGAAAUCGUUAUACAGCCUAUCGUCAGUUGGCAAGAUGGGGUUGGGGAUAUCUUGGAAAGUCUGUACGUGUUCGACUCCCAGCAUGUGCUACCAUUGCAAUAAGAAACAAGUUCCAGUCAAACCAGUACAAAGGUUUUGAAGAAGCAUAAAUUGACUUUUUACAAACAUUAAUAUAUAUGUACAAAUAUUCCAAGCAUUCAAUAUUUAUUAUACAAAUUAAAUGUCAUGUUUACAAAAUUAGCACUUGUUCUUUAUUAGAUGUUCAAUCUACAUUUCUGGCUUCCUAAAUCGAGAUUGCAUUUCUAGUAUAGCUUUUGUUUUUAGUGGAUGUAUGUACUCGGCACAGAGUGGUCUUGGUGCUUGCAUUGGUACUUUUGGCGAUUGUCGCAUAUUUGUUCCUUCAACGAUUUUUCUUACAGAUUUCAUCAGUGUGUUGA
Molecule: messenger RNA, 597 nt
Organism: Mytilus californianus (California mussel)
Lineage: Eukaryota; Metazoa; Mollusca; Bivalvia; Mytilida; Mytilidae
Exons: 3
Coding region: 1-309 (102 amino acids)
Source: RefSeq, a predicted model, not a curated record